GAGCUUCACUGAAUCGGUAUGUUCGGGGACUUGUGAAUUCAGAGCAGGAUCGAACAUCAGCCUCAGCUCUUGAAUGGCGUCGUUUUCGUUUUUACCGGCCAUUUCUGCUUCUUCUACUUCUACAAGAGCUUUCUUUCCAGCUCGACCGGCCUUGCAUUUCAAGAGGCGGUUUGCGGUUAGUAGCAGUUAUGCUGAGGCAGGUAUCAGGGAUGACUAUAGUUCUGCCCCUAUAGAUGUUGCGGCUGACAUUAAAAGUGAACGGGUUGUCGUCUUAGGAGGCAGUGGAUUUGUUGGUUCUGCCAUAUGCAAGGCAGCGGUAUCCAAGGGCAUAGAGGUCAUCAGCCUAAGCAGGUCAGGCCGUCCUACGUAUCCAAGCAACUGGGUAGACCAGGUUACUUGGAUUUCAGGAGAUGUUUUUUACGUCAACUGGGAUGAAGUACUUGUUGGAGCCACUGCUGUGGUUUCAACCCUUGGGGGUUUUGGUACUGAGGAACAGAUGAAAAGGAUCAAUGGUGAGGCUAAUGUUGUUGCUGUGAAUGCUGCAAAGGAAUACGGGAUUCCCAAAUUCAUCUUAAUCUCAGUUCAUGAUUACAACUUACCUUCAUUUUUACUCUCAUCUGGGUACUUCACUGGAAAGAGGAAAGCAGAGUCUGAGGUUCUCUCCAAGUACCCCAAUUCAGGUGUGGUAUUAAGACCGGCUUUCAUAUACGGGAAGAGAAGAGUGGAUGGUUUUGAGAUUCCUUUAGAUUUGGUGGGAGAGCCAGCAGAGAGAAUUCUGAAAGCCAUAGAGAACUUCACCAAACCUUUAAACUCUCUUCCUGCAUCUGAUCUGCUGUUAGCCCCGCCCGUUAGUGUUGAUGAUGUUGCACUAGCAGUUGUCAAUGCUGUCAUGGACGAUGAUGAAUUUGGCAUUUUCACAAUUGAUCAGAUCAAGGAGGCUGCAGAAAAAGUGAGGGUAUGAUCCUAAUGCAGGAAUAGGAAAUGAGGUCAAUAUGGCCGAGUACUGCAGUCAUCGUACAGGGGGUAAGAAAAUUGAGGCAAUUUUUUAAUUCUCUCGUUCAAACUUUGCUAUGAUAUAGUAACAGUAUCAUAAUCUAAUGAGAGUUUCACGUGUACAACACUACAGAUUGACUUCUAUCUGUUAUAUACAUAUUAUAUAAUGUCUAAGAAUUUAUGUGAAGAUCCAUGUUUGUGUACAACUUUCUAAGACUCUUUGGAAAAA
Molecule: messenger RNA, 1222 nt
Organism: Neltuma alba
Lineage: Eukaryota; Viridiplantae; Streptophyta; Magnoliopsida; Fabales; Fabaceae
Exons: 7
Coding region: 74-961 (295 amino acids)
Cellular component (GO): mitochondrion
Molecular function (GO): protein-containing complex binding
Source: RefSeq, a predicted model, not a curated record